Molecule: messenger RNA, 3227 nt
Organism: Dromiciops gliroides (monito del monte)
Lineage: Eukaryota; Metazoa; Chordata; Mammalia; Microbiotheria; Microbiotheriidae
Product: thrombopoietin receptor-like
Exons: 18
Coding region: 1-3138 (1045 amino acids)
Biological process (GO): anaphase-promoting complex-dependent catabolic process; positive regulation of ubiquitin protein ligase activity; positive regulation of anaphase-promoting complex-dependent catabolic process
Cellular component (GO): membrane; anaphase-promoting complex
Molecular function (GO): protein binding; ubiquitin ligase activator activity; cytokine receptor activity
Source: RefSeq, a predicted model, not a curated record
AUGCCAGCCUGGUUGUUCAUCCUAGGCACCUGCUGCCUCCUCCUCUUGCCCAGCCGGGCUACUCCCCAUGUCAGCAGUGAAGAUGCCUCUCUCCUGGCGGCAGAGCCGGAGCCGCUGCGCUGCUUCUCCAGGGAGUUUGAGGACCUCACGUGUUUCUGGGACGAGGAAGACCCAGGGCCCUACCAACUUCUCUUCGCUUACCCCGGGGAGGAGCCCCAAGUGUGCCCACUGAGCUCCCAGAGGCUGCCCAAUGGAGGGCUCCGGCACGUCUGUCAAAUCCAGUCUGCCCAUGGCAUGCGCCUCUUUGCCAAGCUGACGUUGUGGGUGUGGGACCCUGCCAAAAACCGAAACCGGACCCAACGAGUGCUCAGCUUGGAAAACGUGGGUCUGCCUGCCCCACCGAAGAGCAUCACUGCAGUGACUUCUGGUCAAACUGGGGAGCUACAAGUCACAUGGGUGGUGCAGCCCUCAGAAAUCAGUGACUUCAUGGAGCAUGAACUCCAGUUUGGCCCUUCGGACCCCAGCAACUCUGCUCAGCCCACGAUCAAAGCACUGCUCCAAGCACCCAUGUGCUGCCCAUUCAUGAGGUGGCCACACACCCAGCCACACCAGGCCACUGCAACCCCUGGGCCUCACCUGGCUCCAGCUCAGCUUCCAGGGAACCAGUCUAUACAGCAGUACCCCACCAGCGAGGGACCCUCCAGAAAAGGCUACACAAGCCAGGGACCUGCCAGCAGGGGACACUCAGGGCAGCCUCGGGGCCCCAGAGAAUCCCUAGAGCUAAUCAGUGGGAGCUGUGUCAUCUCGGGAUUUCAGCCUGGGACCUCAUAUUGGCUCCAGCUCCGGAGCAGGCCUGAUGGGAUCUCCCUUAAGGGUUUCUGGGGACCGUGGUCAUCUCCUGUGACUGUGAGCCUACCACAGGAUGCAGGGGAGAUUGGGCUGCAGUGCUUUACUCAGGAUCUGAAGCAUGUCACAUGCCAGUGGGAAGAACCAGCCCAUCCCAACACCUCCCAUGGCUACUUCUACAAGUGGAGAGCUGGCAGCUGCCCUAGGAACAGGGGCCCUGCCUGGGAGAAAUGCGAGAUGGACUCCAGGGCAGAGGAAAGCCCAAUCUCCCGCUGCCAUUUUGCAUCUCAAAAUGAUAGUGCCAUUCACAUCCUGGUGGAAAUAACCACUGAACAAGGCACUAGACAUCAGUACCUUGGCACUCCCUUCUGGAUGCAUCAAAUUGUUCUCCUAGAAGCUCCAGGGCUGCACUGGACAGCCGAGUCCGGUGGGCAGGUCAAGCUGACCUGGAGGCACCCCUCGCCCUGGCUGCCAGGGAAGACACACUAUCAGCUCCGCUACUCCGGGCAGAACCUCGGGCACUGGAAGGUACUGGAGCCUCCGCGGGGUGCGCUGGGAGAAACUCUGGAGCUCCGCCCCGGGGCCCAGUACCGACUGCAGCUGCGCGCGAGGCCUGACGGCCCCACCUACUACGGACCUUGGAGCGCCUGGUCUGCGCCUGCGCUCGUGGAGAUGGCGCCCGAGAACGGCUGGGUCUCCGUGGUGACGAGCGCGGUACUGACGCUGGGCUUCGGCGGCCUCGUGGGCCUCGUGUUGCGGCGCCUCUUCCCGGCGCGGUUCAGGUCCGCGAUCAUGGCUCAGUUUGUGUUUGAGAAUGACCUGCACUCCCUGCUCCAGCUGGACACGUCAAUUGUCAAUGCGCCCCCUGCCCGUUGGCAGCGCAAAGCCAAGGAAACUCCUGGGCCUCCCCCUUCCCCAAUGCGCACGGCCAACCGCUCACACAGCUCUGGGAAGACGCCGGGCCGGACUCCUGGCAAAUCUGCUUCUAAGACACAGAGCACCCCCAGUAAGGCAGGAGGAGAUCGCUACAUUCCCCAUCGAAGUGCAGCCCAAAUGGAGGUGGCCAGCUUCCUACUGAGCAAGGAGAAUCAGCCAGCCAACAACACGCCCACCAAGAAGGAGCAGCAGAAAGCCUGGGCCUUGAACCUGAAUGGCUUUGAUGUGGAAGAAGCUAAGAUCCUUCGGCUCAGCGGGAAGCCCCAAAACGCCCCAGAGGGCUAUCAGAACAGCCUGCGCGUUCUGUACAGCCAGAAGGCCACCCCAGGCUCCAGCAGGAAGAAGAGCUGCCGCUACAUCCCCUCCCUUCCCGACCGAAUCCUUGACGCCCCUGAGAUCCGCAAUGACUACUACCUCAACCUCAUGGAUUGGAGCUGUGGCAACGUGCUGGCCGUGGCUCUGGACACGUCUGUGUACCUGUGGAGCGCAGGCUCAGGGGAGAUCCUGCAGCUGCUGCAGACCGAGCGGCCCGGGGACUACGUGUCCUCCGUGGCCUGGAUCAAGGAGGGAAACUACCUGGCUGUGGGUACCAGCAACGCAGAGGUUCAGCUGUGGGACGUCCAGCAGCAGAAACGGCUCCGGAACAUGAGCAGCCACUCGGCACGUGUGGGCGCGCUGGCCUGGAACAGCUACAUCCUCUCCAGCGGGUCUCGGUCUGGCCACGUCCAUCACCAUGAUGUCCGAGUGGCAGAACACCACGUGGCCACGUUGAGCGGACACAGCCAGGAAGUGUGUGGCCUCCGUUGGGCCCCUGAUGGCCGAUACCUGGCCAGUGGUGGCAACGACAACUUGGUGAACGUGUGGCCCAGCGCUCCGACCGAUGGGGCCUGGGGGCCCCUGCAGACCUUCACUCAGCACGUGGGUGCAGUCAAGGCUGUGGCCUGGUGUCCCUGGCAGUCCAAUGUGCUGGCCACUGGAGGCGGCACCAGCGACCGUCACAUCCGCAUCUGGAACGUCUGCUCAGGAGCAUGUCUCAGUGCCGUGGAUGCCCAGUCCCAGGUGUGCGCCAUCCUCUGGUCCCCACACUACAAAGAACUCAUCUCUGGCCAUGGCUUUGCCCAGAACCAGCUGGUCAUCUGGAAAUACCCAAGCAUGGCCAAGGUGGCCGAGCUCAAAGGUCACACGGCCCGAGUCCUGAGCUUGACCAUGAGCCCUGAUGGCUGCACCGUGGCCUCGGCUGCCGCCGAUGAGACCCUGCGCCUGUGGCGCUGCUUUGAGCUGGACCCUGCGCAGCGGCGGGAGCGGGAGAAGGCAAGUGCGGCCAAGAGCAGCCUCAUCCACCAGGGCAUCCGCUGAGGCCGGUCCCAGCUCCCUCCCCUGCCCACUGGGUUUUAUUUUUCUAAUAAAGACACCUGUCCCCCUGCUGCGAUCUCUCCUCUGUCCUG